This is a messenger RNA of Emiliania huxleyi CCMP1516, 706 nucleotides long. RefSeq lists its product as hypothetical. The record is from RefSeq and is a predicted model, not a curated record. The transcript is spliced from 4 exons. The annotation marks the transcript as partial. Lineage: Eukaryota; Haptophyta; Isochrysidales; Noelaerhabdaceae.
GUCCCUCAUGCACCAGAGGCGACGCGCAUAGCCGAGAGGCACUGCUGAGGUCGGACGUCCCCCGGCUUCUGCUGCCGUCAGAGAGCGACCUCCGCUCCUCUUCCCUGCCAGGCACCCUCGCGACGUGGACGAGUACGAGGCGGGCAGCAGCCUCCAUGACCUCCGCCCCGCCACCAGCCUUCUCCCGGACCGCGCGGCAUUCGCGGACCUCAUCCGGAGCUGCUUGCAGCUGCAGCCCGCGAGCAGGCCUCUGAUGGCGGACGUCGCGGCGGACGCGCGGCGCCUGGCGGCGUCCGUCAACGCCCUCGGCUCUGCGGCAGCGAACGCGGUCUUCAUCUGCCCCGCGGCGGCACCGGAGGAGGAGGCGGAGGGCGGAAGGGCGAGCGAGAGCGUCGAGCUCACCUACUACUGGAGCGACCUGCCGCCGGAAGAGGGCAGGGCGAAGUGAAUGCAAACGCCCACGCCUCCGCAGCGUGAAAGCGGAGAGAGGGGCGGCGACGGGGCUCUCUCCGCCCCCGCCACCCCGCGCCCGCCCCCGCGCCGACCAAAUUUGUACCGUUUUUCGCGCUUUGACUUUGCCUCGCGCCAGGUCUAGACACCCGUCUGCAAGUGUGGCAAGGACAUGGUAAAUCGAGAUCUGUAUGCAUCGCAUGUUUUCUCUGUCUGUAACUGUCUUUUAUCUGUGAGAUACAGAUAGGAGUGUCGU